Lathyrus sativus (Indian pea) is the source of this 1485-nucleotide messenger RNA. The record is from the annotation of a GenBank genome assembly. Lineage: Eukaryota; Viridiplantae; Streptophyta; Magnoliopsida; Fabales; Fabaceae.
AUGAACACUUGUCUUAAGUUAUUUUCUCCAAACCCUUCCAUCAAGACUAAUCAACUUUUCCUCCACUCAUCCAUACCUUCAAUUUUCCCUCUCUUCAAAAGCAAUAUUCCAUCUUCAAGAAAACACCAAGCCAGGAGCCACAACACCAGAAUGUUUGAAACUUUCCUUGACUUAAAACCCGAGUAUCAACCCGAAGCCUUAGGUUUUGACAUUCCAUGGCACAGCCGUUCAGAUCAUUCUCAAUUCGACGUGAUUGUUAUUGGCGCUGGCCCUGCAGGUAUUCGCCUUGCAGAACAAGUUUCUCUUUAUGGAAUGAAGGUUUGCUGUGUUGAUCCUGACCCUCUAUCUGUUUGGCCUAAUAACUAUGGUGUGUGGUUGGAUGAGUUUGAGGGUGUGGGACUAGAAGACUGUUUGGAUAAAAUAUGGCCUAUGGCUUCUGUUUAUAUUGAUGAUAACAACACCAAAUAUUUGGAUCGUUGCUAUGGAAGGGCUAGUAGGAGGAAACUUAAGGAAAAAUUGGUUAAAGGUUGUGUUUUUAAUGGGGUUAGAUUUUAUAAGUCAAAGGUAUGGGAGAUUAAGCAUCAUGAGAUUGAGUCUAUUGUUGUUUGUGAUGAUGGGGUAGAGCUGAAAGGAAGUUUAGUUAUUGAUGCUAGUGGUUUUGGCAAUAAUUUUAUAGAAUAUGAUGAUAACAAGGUGAGAAACUACGGUUUUCAAAGUGGUUUCGGAAUUUUGGCUGAAGUUGAUGCUCAUCCUUUUGAUUUGGACAAGGUGGUCUUGAUGGAUUGGAGAGAUUCCCAUUUGAGAGAUGGUAAUUCAAUUUCAACUUUUAUGCAUGCUAUGCCAUUUAGUUCAAAUUUGAUUUUUCUCGAAGAAACAUCACUUGUUAGUCGUCCAGCCAUGUCUCACAUGGAAGUGAAAAGGCGAAUGGUUGCAAGGUUAAGGCAUUUGGGAAUUAAUGUGAAGAGAGUAUUGGAAGAUGAGAAAGCAUUGAUUCCAAUGGGAGGACCUCUACCAAGAAUACCUCAAAAUGUGAUUGCAUUUGGUGGAAAUUCGGGUGUAGUUCAUCCUUCCACCGGAUACAUGUUGGCUAGAACAAUGGCUCUAGCGCCUAUGGUAGCUGCUUCUAUUAAUGAGUGUCUUGGCUCCAAUAGAAUGAUAAGAGGGAAAGAUCUUUAUGCUAAUGUUUGGAAUAGCAUGUGGCCUAUUGAGAGCAGAGUUGCUAGAGAAUUUUACACUUUUGGAAUGGAGACUCUCUUGAAGCUUGACUUGAAUGAAACUAGGGAUUUUUUUGAUGCAUUCUUUGAGCUAAAACCUUAUUACUUGAAAGGGUACCUCUCUUCAAGUUUGAGUUUAAAUGAUAUUGUUUGGUUCAGCAUGUCACUCUUUGCAAAUGCCUCUAAUCCAUCAAGGUUGGCUGUUGUCAAAAAGUGUCCUCUUCCAUUGGCUAAAAUGAUGAGCAACAUUUGUUUAGACUUCAUAAGAUGA